Rhizophagus irregularis DAOM 181602=DAOM 197198 is the source of this 1435-nucleotide messenger RNA. RefSeq lists its product as uncharacterized. Gene Ontology annotation, biological process: protein phosphorylation; signal transduction. The record is from RefSeq and is a predicted model, not a curated record. Gene Ontology annotation, cellular component: cytoplasm. NCBI's taxonomy places the organism in Eukaryota, Fungi, Glomeromycota, Glomeromycetes, Glomerales, Glomeraceae. Gene Ontology annotation, molecular function: ATP binding; protein kinase activity.
AAAAAAAAUAAAUAAAGCAAAUUUAUAUGGAUUUUGGAGAUCAGUCACGCUCAUUAGAUUCAUCUUCCGAUCGGGAGAUCAUUUUGAACAUCAAAUCUCAAUUAUACGGCAACUGUUCAGAUUGCAAACAACAACGAACUGCGGCAGCAUGGUGUGAAAAUUGCGAUAUUGCAAUUUUGAAAGAAAAUUUCCGCAAUUGGACCAGCGGAAAUCCUAGUAUAGAUGAAUUUAUUAGAUAUACCCAAUUAACUGCCAAUGAGAAUAUGGACUAUCUCGAAUGGAUUGAUUUCAAUCAAUUUGACUUAGUAAAAAAUACUAAUAAAAGAGGCGCUUUCAGCUCAAUAUAUUCUGCCAUAUGGAUGGAAGGUCCACGGUGGAAUCUGGACGAAGAAGCUGAAGUAUGGUCCCGUAAUGGUCCGAUUAAGGUUAUAUUGAAACGUUUAGAUAAUUCUCAUAAUAUGAGUCAAGAAUUUAUAAAUCAAUUACGCAAAUAUCAUAAAUGUUUACAAAGUGGAGCACUAGCAGAUUGCUUUGGUAUAACCAAAGAUCCGACGUCAUGUUAUAUGUUUGUUCUAAGGUAUUACAAAAAUGGAAAUUUGUACUCAUAUCUUGAAGAAUCUAUGGGGAUUAUUUGCUGGAGAGAUAUUGUGGAUAUGUUGUGGUCAAUAUCUGCGGGUCUUAAUGUCAUUCAUGAACUAGGUCUUGUACAUGGUCAUUUGCAUGGAGGUAAUAUACUAGUUGAAAAUGAAAUGGAUUCAGUUGAUGCUAAAAUCGCCGACACUGGACUCCACGGACCUGUUGACAAAUCAGUGUCAUCUCAACAAAUUUAUGGCGUAUUACCUUUUGUUGCUCCAGAAAUAUUGGAUGGGAAUAGUACACCAACCAAAGAAUCUGAUAUCUAUAGCUUCGGUAUGAUCAUGUGGAUGUUAUCAGCUGCUACUCGUCCUUAUUACGAUAAACCUCACGAUAAACAACUUAUUCAGGAAAUCUAUUCAGGGCUAAGACCAAGCGUUGUUGGUGGUACUCCGUCUGUUUAUUCUAGAUUAAUGUUACAAUGUUUAGAUGGUAAUCCAUCAAAUAGACCAACAGCAUCUCAACUUUAUGAUUGCUUCGGAAACUGGAUCUCGGAAAUUUGUGAUAAUCCUGAUCCAUCCGAUUUAUCUAAUCAAUUUGAUGCUGCUGAAGAAGUAAAAUUUUCAAAUUUGGAAAAUUUAGAUUUUGAUAAAUCACAAUGUCAUGAAAAAGCCAUUUAUUUCAGCCGUCCAUUAGAAUUUUCAGACUCCAAUAAUCCAUUUUUUUGUGGAAAAAUGUAAAUAAAUUAUUCAAAUUUAAAAGCAUUCCGCAUUAAGCACUUAACUUUACUAAAAUCGUUAAUAAAGUUAAUAUUAAUCUUAGGUAAGAAAAAUUAGUUUUUUCGUUUUUAAUUUCGUUCUUA